This is a messenger RNA of Branchiostoma belcheri (Belcher's lancelet), 1777 nucleotides long. RefSeq names its product zinc finger protein 525-like. The transcript is spliced from 2 exons. Gene Ontology annotation, biological process: regulation of transcription by RNA polymerase II. Bases 94 to 1206 code for a protein of 370 amino acids. The record is from RefSeq and is a predicted model, not a curated record. Gene Ontology annotation, molecular function: DNA-binding transcription factor activity, RNA polymerase II-specific; RNA polymerase II transcription regulatory region sequence-specific DNA binding. Lineage: Eukaryota; Metazoa; Chordata; Leptocardii; Amphioxiformes; Branchiostomatidae. Gene Ontology annotation, cellular component: nucleus.
CCUUACGCCAUACGAGCAAAGGUCAAACAAAGCUGCCCGAGUCAACUCCCUGUUUGCGUGAAGAGAAAAACCAUCUUAGGAAGCAGAUCAGAAAUGGAACAGUCCGGCUGUGAGCAUUCUACUGGAGACCUGAGUGUCGGACACCCUGGGAAGGAGAUGAACUGUACUGAAGACCCUGGGAAUGAGACUGCCUGUACUGAACAUCCUGGGAAGAAGAGUGACAGCAGAAAGACCCAGGCAACAGACAUGGGCCAACAGCAGGAAACAAGUGAUGUGAACUUUCCCCGACCUGUCAACAAGUCAACCUCACAGGUACUCAAGAGCAAAGGUGGUAUGAGAAGGCACAUGGUUACAUACAAGGGUGAGAAACGAUACAUGUGUAAGGAGUGUGGGUACAGGACAACUGAUAGAUCGGCCUUAUCCCGACAUAGGAGAAUCCAUACAGGAAAAAAACCCUAUAAGUGUGACCAGUGUGACUAUUCUGCAGCAUGGAAAUCCAGUCUGGACAAGCAUCUAGCAAUGCACGCUGAUGACAAACCCUACAUGUGUGCGGAGUGUGGGUACAGGACAAAUUACAAACAUGUCUUAUCCCACCAUAUGAAAACCCAUACAGGAGAAAAACCCUACAAGUGUGACCAGUGUGACUAUUCUGCAGCACAGAUAUCCACUAUGAACCAACAUCUAGCAAUGCAUGCUGGUGACAAACCCUACAUGUGUGGGGAGUGUGGGUACAGAACAGCUCACAAGUCUCAACUAACCAAACAUAUAAGAACCCAUACAGGAGAAAAACCCUACAAGUGUGACCAGUGUGACUAUUCUGCUGCAAGUAAGUCUGGUUUGAACAAACAUCUAACAACACACACUGGUGAGAAACCUUACCUGUGUGAGGAGUGUGGAUACAGGGCAGCUCAAAAGUCAGACUUAUCUAAACAUAUGAGAACCCAUACAGGAGAAAAACCCUACAAGUGUGACCAGUGUGACUAUUCUGCAGCACAGAAAACUACAUUAGUUCAGCAUAAAGCAAAACACUCUGGUAACAAACCCUACAUGUGUGAGGAGUGUGGAUUCAGGACCGUUAGAAAGGUCUAUCUAUCCCUGCAUAUGCGAACUCAUACAGGUGAAAAACCCUACAAGUGUAACCAGUGUGACUAUUCUGUAACAAAGAAAUACCUUUUGGACAAACAUGUCACAAAACACUGUUCCUAAUUACUACUAAUGUGAAAGUGUGGAUACAGGAAAGCUCAGAAGUCCAACACGGCAAACUCUCCACUGUUGGGACUUUAAAGUCGGGCGAUCCGACCCACGGUCGGGCCGAUACCUCGGGCGAUACGGAAUACCCCGAAAUGUUGUAUUCUAUAUGUACAAACUAAGAAUAUUUUAACCUAUGUGCAAACUAAGUACAAUCUGUGUAAGAGUUGAUUGUAAGAUUUGAUCCACUCUCACCAGGAAGGACCCGUACGUUUCCCAAUAAGUGUCGUUGCCAUGGAUUCUUGAAAGAGCUAGAGGCGUGGCUCUACUGAAAAUGGGACCUCUAUAUGGCUUACUUACCAUGAAAAACAAACAUUAACAGCGUAAUCCAUCCUCUACAUUGUCCAUGUAUCUAGUACAUAACUUCCAGAUUCUGUGCGGCAAAACGUAUAGAAAACACGAUCAAAACAAUGCUUGACCCCUUGCACAGAUGAAGUAAACAUAUAUCUUCUCAGUGCUCGAAAAACUGGGUGCAUGUGCACCUUAGUGCACCCAAGUUUGUGCAACCAAUUUUUUUCAUGUUAAGAUG